AUGACGCGCUAUGAGUGUUAUGUAACGUUAAACAGUAGGCGUAGACGCUUCGUGCUGGUCCACAGCACGGGCGAUGAUCGGCUUAACUUCUGCGGUUUGGCAUUAAAUAGUGCUACACUUUAUAGAAACCGGGACCCUGCAGAGACCUACAAGGGGGGUAGAGUGGCAAUUUUCAGAGCAGCCCUAAACGGCGGAGAGGCGGAUCUCGAAAGCAACGGCUCUGAUUACUACUACCAUGAUACAGCGGUGACCUCCACCGACAACAACUUCUUUAGUAAGGUCGAGGCUGAUAUAUUCCCUGCGUUGCGGGUGCAGAUUUGGGAGAACUAUGGUUACGGCAGGGGGGAGGGUUCGGACCGCGGCGCCCAAAUCAUCGGACGAUGCAGCACCUGCCACUGGAUGGCACGAGGUGGCAGACGUAAACCUGGACCACAGGGAGGGGCAGGACGUCCAUUAAGGCCCCCCAAAAAGAUGAUACCUGAUUGGGAGUGGACUCCCUCCCUUUAUCGUGCCAAGCAGAGGGAGCUCAUCUCGAAAAUGGACCCUUGUUGUGUAGAGGAGACUCGCAUGUACAUCAAGGAGGAGUGGGUUAGGCCAGCGUCACUUCCUACACUGAACGAAUGGAUAGGCAGUGGGGUGUGGAUGCGGGGUAAGGCGGGCACGGGUGACCCGACCGAAAUAGCUGUGGAGGGAAAGAGGAAGAAGACGCGGAGGUACAAGGGGGUAGACGCUGCCCUCAAGAGUGAUCAGCAGCUCUACCAUGAGUUGCUAACCCUCACGAGCGAGAAGAUGCAACAAUCAGAGAGGGGUAAAGUGCGCCCCCGGUGGUGUGAUUCAAGUAUUAUAUCGUGAAUUAACAUUUUCAGCUGCAUUGCACAUUUUUAUGGUGAACGAAAACAUCGUGAGAAAACCUGGUAUUAAGUUUAAAAUCCAAUCCGCCUUAAGCUAGUGUGGUGAUUAAUGGUCAAACAAAUAAAAAUAAUCCUGCAAUCCUGCAAAUGAAUUGACGAAAACCGAUUGUCUAUUUUUUUUAAUGUAAACAUCAUAUUACGAGCGUAAUUUACAAACACAGCAUAUAAUUAUAGAUUGUUACAUAAGCCAUACAAAAAUUACAUUGUAUUUCUUCAGUUCAAAUGAAAUCUAUGCAGACCU
This is a messenger RNA of Spodoptera exigua (beet armyworm), 1152 nucleotides long. The record is from the annotation of a GenBank genome assembly. Lineage: Eukaryota; Metazoa; Arthropoda; Insecta; Lepidoptera; Noctuidae.